UGUGCAUGUGUGUGCAUGUGUGUGUGUGUGUGCGAAAACAUUUCUCUCGUGAGAAAUAAAUUUGUGUUAUGAUUGGUGCCAAUGACCGCAAUGAACAUCCGGAUAAUAGAGCGACGGAAGUAGAAAAGUUGCGGAAAGGCAAAGCGAUUUAGCGAAAACACGCUGCUGUAAAAGUAUUCAAAGACACGAACGGGCCAGUAUUUAUGCCAGUAUGCCAAUCCAAUGCCAGUAGAGCAGAGCCAGUGUCUAUAGAGCGUGUAACGAAGAGUCGCCGGGCCAAUCCACAUCAGUGAACUCUCCUUACCCACAAAUACAUAAUCGCACACGGGCAGAGCAAUGCGAACGCAGCAAUAAAAAGGCAAAGAAGCGCGCUUGCGACGAUAAAAAGCGAAGCCGAUUAGGUUGAGGCGUAGGCCACCACCAUCGUGCGAACGUAAGCCACGGAGUUUCAGCGCGAGGAGUCGAGCAGCGGCGCGAGGAGGCGGUGGCUAGAAACGACGCUGACUUACAUCAGGAGCGCCAACCUGCAAUCAAGGUUCAUGGUUUUCAUGGAGGAGAGCGAGCUCUCGAGCAAGCGGUGGGCAAGUGCGCCCCGCCGCUCGAACAGCCCCUGCAUCCUGGGGACUCCAACGUCUAGGGAGGCGGCAGGACCGCCGGUGCAACUCGAGCCCGUGGAUCUGUCGUUGAAGACGCCAGUGGUGCUCCAGGUGCCACGCUACAGUCCCGCGGCCCUCAUAGCCGCCGCAGCUGCUGCCGCCGCCCGGAAGGUGCCCUCGCCGUCCACCGCGACCCCUAACACGAUUACGACAUCGAGGACGACGCUCGGGAGACCAGCGCAGGCUCUACAGCCAUCCAUUUGCCUAUCUACAGCUUCACGAGGAUACGUCAAGGGCAAAACUACCACUAUGAAUGAUCUAGAGGGUUGGAACGUUUUAAGGUUGUCGAGAGAGACUAGGCUACUGCUGAAACGUGGCCAUUAA
Molecule: messenger RNA, 980 nt
Organism: Ceratosolen solmsi marchali
Lineage: Eukaryota; Metazoa; Arthropoda; Insecta; Hymenoptera; Agaonidae
Exons: 5
Coding region: 540-980 (146 amino acids)
Source: RefSeq, a predicted model, not a curated record